GGUUGUUAGUUCACAAACCGGUUUGGUAGUGACGACACAGCUCCACAGUGAUACCAAAGUGCUGAGUAUAGUGUUUAGUUUUCAAUGGAUUGUAUAUCGAGUGAAAUGGAAGAGAAACCUUACAGUGUUGACAGUUCUGAUGAUAUCAACAUCGACGAAGAAGAGGACGAACAUAUUGAGGAAAAUCAAAGUUAUCCCCCUGACUUCCCAAUUGAAGCUCUGGUGAAGUUGGAGCGGCCGUCUCCGCCACUGCCGACGCCGCCGCAUACGCCCACAGACGACACGCCUCCCGCUGUUGUUGUCUCCCGCCACCAACCACCCUGGACUCCCCCCGCACCCCAAGCCUACUCCACUUACCCUCGGCCAGCGAUGCAACCAUAUUCUUAUGAAAAAUCGCCAGUUCCAAACGCUCCCGCCUACAACCAUCCUGCAAUGUCCGCGUACGUCCAAGCCCAAGUUGCCACAUUACCUCCGUCAGCCCCUUACCACGCCAUGUUGGUCAAUCAAUGGAUCCGAAACGCGGCUCUAUAUCACCAUUCCUUAAGGUACCCUGGCGUUAUGUCCCAAAGACUCCCAGGAAGAAAUCCUCCACCCAUGCGGGUCCCAGGUGCACCCGGAACAAGACCGAAGAAACAGUUUAUUUGUAAAUAUUGUAAUAGACAGUUCACAAAGUCUUACAAUCUGCUCAUCCACGAAAGGACGCAUACAGAUGAAAGACCUUACUCGUGUGAUAUUUGCGGCAAGGCUUUCAGAAGACAAGACCACCUCAGAGACCAUAGGUAUAUCCAUUCAAAGGAAAAGCCAUUCAAGUGCACAGAAUGUGGUAAAGGUUUUUGCCAGUCGAGAACUUUGGCCGUGCACAAAAUCUUGCAUAUGGAAGAAUCUCCUCACAAAUGCCCUGUGUGCAACAAGAGCUUUAACCAAAGGUCAAACUUGAAGACUCAUCUACUGACACACAGUGAAGCGAACAAGCACCACCUGGAUCAUCUAGAUGGCUGCCAAGAAGUUUCUUCUACAAGUCAAGCCGCUGAUAGCUCUCUCUUGGAUCUUUCAAAUAAACCUUCACCACCGCCCACGGUACAGGCGUAUCAACACCAACCAGAAGUGAGCCCACAGCAAUCCCCUGUUGAAGGACCAAAGAGAACAUUGGGUUUUUCAAUAGAAGACAUAAUGAAGCGAUAAUUCUAUAUAUUUUAUCUCUUAUCAACGUGUCAAUACAGAUCUUUUCAUGCAAUGGCUGUAUUGUAUGAGUGUAGGUUUGCAAUGUACAGAUAAUUGUAUAGUACACCUCUUUAUUGUACCUGUUCACAAUUAUGUCAAUUGUUUCUUGUAUAGGUCAAGUCAUAUUUGUCAUCCAGCUAAUCGUAUAAGUUUUGCCAAAGAAUUAUGUCAUUGACUGAUUAGUGGAAUUGUUUUACAUUAUUAUUAUAAUAGUUUUCUUGUUUCCUAUACAUUAGAUUUAAAUUACUCGGUUC
Messenger RNA from Hyposmocoma kahamanoa, 1475 nucleotides. It is a transcript of the gene odd, whose product is annotated as protein odd-skipped-like. Gene Ontology annotation, molecular function: DNA-binding transcription factor activity, RNA polymerase II-specific; RNA polymerase II transcription regulatory region sequence-specific DNA binding. The coding region runs from base 85 to 1182 and encodes 365 amino acids. Gene Ontology annotation, biological process: embryo development; regulation of transcription by RNA polymerase II; embryonic hindgut morphogenesis. The record is from RefSeq and is a predicted model, not a curated record. NCBI's taxonomy places the organism in Eukaryota, Metazoa, Arthropoda, Insecta, Lepidoptera, Cosmopterigidae. The transcript has 3 exons. Gene Ontology annotation, cellular component: nucleus.